This is a messenger RNA of Arabidopsis lyrata subsp. lyrata, 1854 nucleotides long. RefSeq lists its product as uncharacterized. Bases 123 to 1646 code for a protein of 507 amino acids. Lineage: Eukaryota; Viridiplantae; Streptophyta; Magnoliopsida; Brassicales; Brassicaceae. The record is from RefSeq and is a predicted model, not a curated record. The transcript is spliced from 9 exons.
UCUCUCCAUUUGAGUGGCGUAAACUAGUCAAAAUCAAAACUAGCAAAGAGUUUAAGGUUGUAAGUGAUAGCUAUAAGGAACGAAGGAGCAAACAGAUUCCUCACACCACUAGCCGCAAAGGAAUGGUUAGACUAGCAGAAGAUAUGAAAAAGGAGAGUUCAAAUCCAAGUGAAGUGUCAAGGCUAAAGGUCUGGAUCAAGUCACGUACCAGAAAAGAUGGUACACCAGUGAAUACAAAUGCGGCUGAGAAGAUUAGAGAGGCAGCUGAGAUUGUUAAAAGUGAUACUGCAGCAUCUACUUGUUUUGAUGGCCAAGAUUCACUUAGCCAGCUACUAGGACCUGAUAAUCCUGGUCGAAUGAGGGCAAUGGGUAGAAACAUGAAUAAGACCAAAUUAGCAUGUUUCCAAGUGAAGAACAAGUGUAUGGCAGAUAUGGAAGCGAAGCAAACUCAUCUAUUGUUGAAGGUCAAUGAGUUAGAAGAUGUAAUUGAAAAAUUAAAGAACCAGAGACAAGAGCUUGAUGCUGCUUCAAACUCAGCUGCUAGAAGCGUAAACAAAAGAUCACAACCUAAGUGUAUCUUGAUUGAUUGGACUGGUAAUGGUGAUGCAAUUGUUGCUGAGGGGCGCAUUAUUACUUCUGAUCCAGAUGAGUUAGUGAAUGAUUGUCGCUUAGGCCCUUCGGAUGUCAAAGUUUUGGUAGACACUGCUACAGUACCAGACACAUAUCUUUGGAAACCUGCACUUAACAUGUGCACAAUUGAAUCUGCUAUCGGACAGAUGAUUGCUUGGCCUGCCUCUAGGUGUGUCAACAUAGAAAAUGAGCAGGAACCAGAAGACAUUGAACAAUUGAGCCAAAGAACUAAUUCAGCGAUGAACAAAUGCAAGCUGCUGGAUUUGUCUGCAGAUGACGUGGUUGUUGCUGAAGGGCGUUGGCAGACACAAGAUCGUGAUGCCUUAGUAAAUGGGCUACCUCUGGGACCAAAUGCAGUGAAGAUCUUUGUAGAUGCGGUAUGUCAACCUGAGACAUUUAUCUGGAGGCCUACGAUUGAUGUAACAUACCUUGAGGACUGUCUACAAACAUUUGUAUCAUGGCCUGUGAACAAAGUCGUCUUUCAAAACCCAACAGAUGCAAUAGGUCAGCAAUCUCCAAUUCAGAAAGCUGCAUCAACUCAGCAAUGUUCAGGAGCAAAAUCUGCAGCAACAGCUCAGAAAUCAGUGGGAACAAGUCAGAAAACUGCUGCAGCAUGUCAGAAAACUGGUCCAACAGUCUCAAAACCUCCUGCAGAGAAGUCUCCACCAUCUGGUCAAGAAUCUCCUAUCCAGCAAAGUCAACGACCUACACUAAUAGCCCCUCUUCGAAGAUCUCCUCGUAAAACGGGAGCUGAGGUCAUCAAAGAAAAUAAAAAAUGCAAGUUGAUGGAUAUUAGUGGAAAGAAGCAGAUUGUCGCCGAAGGACGUGUGAAUUCAGUCGACCCAGACAUUAAGGUCCACUGUGUUCGCUUGGGUUCAAAUGCAGCUAGAGUAUGGGUUGAUAUAGUGAAGAUAGAUGAUGCAGCUGUUUGGAGGCCAUCAGCUGAAAUCGAGUACAUGAGAGAUGCACUUGGUUCAGCUAUUGCAUGGCCAAUGGAUAAGUUGGUCAUCUUUUGAUCAGUUUAAGAAACUGAGGGGAAUGAAGUAACUUUGGUCCAUGUUAGCUAGUUUUAAUUAAGUUUAAGACAGAGCUAAUCAUCAACUUAUGACUUGUGUUAUGUAUUUUAUUUUGGAUUAGAACUUCUGUUAUGUAUGAUGAAUGAUUAUGUGAACUUUUACUCUUAAGGAUAUGGAAUCAGACUUUAUGUGAAAUGAUUUUUAUUUC